AUUCUCUCCUCUUCCUCUUCCAGAGCUGGUUCACUUCCUAUAGGGACUGAAAACCAAGUGAGGAGAUGAAAGAUUGCAUCGUAUUAUACCAGAGAUUACAGAGAGGAUAGACACUGUAGAUAGAUGCUGACUAUCCCCCAAGGAACAGCUACACAACUGUGGGAAGACAUCCAGUCCCAUCACAGCAUUACUCGACACAGAAAAGGUUGGGCAGUGAAACUAUCAUCUGGAAGUCUCGUCAGGGAAUUUUUGAGAUAUCAUCAGAUCUGAAACUGGUCAGUGGUGUGGAAUCUUCCAUCAGAACCAACCUUUCUGAAGAUUCAGCUGUGGGCGCUCAGUCAGGGUGAGGCUGGGAGGCAGUGUGACUGGCUUCAAGUGUGAUGACAGCUUUAGUUAUUCAUUGACCUCAUGAACCACUGACUCACUCGUAUAAAUAAAAGGCUGUUCAAGUAUGAGGUAUAUGAGGAGGGCUGCACAGGCUCAUAAGAUCUCCUGACAGCAUGACAGAAGAGAUACUUGGAAGUGAAGCCAUUCACAUGUGAUGUGUGGAACCGAAACUACACUCAGUUGAGAGCCAUGAGAGACAAACUGAUCGAUAGAAGCAGCAAGACUUUCAGCUGCAAGCUCUGUGACAAAUCAUUUUCACAGUCAUCAUCCCUUCAUGUGCACCAACGCAUUCACACCGGUGAGAAACCAUUUACAUGUGAAGUGUGUGACAAAUCAUUCUCAGACUCAUCAACCCUCCGUAAACACCAGCGUAUUCACACAGGGGAAAAACCAUUCACAUGUGAGGUGUGUGACAAAUCAUUCUCUGAUUCAUCAAACUUCCGUGCACAUCAACGUAUUCAUACUGGGGAGAAACCAUUUACGUGUGAAGUGUGCAACAAAUCAUUUUUGAAGGUAACAAAUCUCCGUGCACACCGACGCAUUCACACAGGGGAGAAACCAUUCACAUGUGAGGUGUGUAACAAAUCUUUUUCAAAAUUAACAAACCUCCGCAGACAUCAACACAUUCACACGGGGGAGAAGCUGUUCUCCUGCGAAGUGUGUGACAAAGCAUUUACACAGUCGUCAAAUCUCCUAGACCAUCAGACAGUGCACACAGGAGAAAAACCCUUCAAGUGUGAAAUCUGUGAUAAAGCUUUUGCCACAUCUACAAGGCUGCUGAGACACCAGAGAAUCCACACAGGGGAGAAACCAUUCAAAUGUUACGUUUGUGAAAUGUCUUUUAUCCAAACAUCAGAUCUCCUGAGGCACCAGCGGAUUCACACAGGGUAAAAAAUCAUUCACAUGCAAGGAGUACAACAAAUUGUUCUCACAGUCACCACUGCUCUGUUUACACUAAAGCAUUCCCAAAGGGGAUAAGCCAUUCAAGUAUGAGGUGCGCAAUCAAGACUUCAACAGUCAGUCAUCGAUACUGGUGAAACAUCAAUGCAUUCACACUGGAGUGAGAUAAAAAUCUUUUUCAGUCAUUCAUCCUCUAUGUAUGCCACCGCAAAGGAGAGAAACUGUCUACAUGGGAUACCCACAAAGUUAACCAAAUUCUGCAGACAUCAGCAUAUUGACACGUGUGGUGCAUAUAAACCCUUUACUAAGUCAUUUGAACCUCUUGGUUCACCAGGAAAUCUACAAGGAAAGAAACCUUCAAAUGUAAAGUUUGUCACAAAGCCUUUACAGGAUCAAUGCGGUUUUUGAUAAACCAGAUGUUUAAGCACAGAAAAAAAUCCUUCAGAUGUGGGGAUGGUGAGAUGGCUUUCAUCCAAUCUUCAAUCGCAUUAAGUUCCACGUGAUCUGCACACUGGAGAAAAUUCUUCAGGUGUACAAUGAGCAAUUUAUACAGUCAUUGGACUUUGUGAAAAGCCAGUCACAUGCAAUGUGUGGGACACACCAAUCUCUGACUUGCCCAGUCUUCUUGUACACUAGUACAUUAACAAAGAAGUCACUAUUCAUGUGGAAGUUGUGUCACAAAUCAUUUUGGUAGUGAUGGAAACACAUGUAGACCAACGUAUUCACACAGGAGAACCCAUUCAUGUACAAGGUGUAUGACAAACCAUCCUCUCAGUUGUCAAAAUGCCUCCUCUAACAGAGGAUCCACAGAGUAGGUUAGUCCUUCAGGCACAAGGUGUGUGACAAAACUUUCUCACAGUUAGCAUGUCUGCUGAACCAUCAAUAUAUUCACACAGCGAAAGAAGGUAACUGGGGAGAAUUCCAUUGUAAUACCUUCGGACAGUUGAAUCUCCUGGAACAUCAGUGAGUCCACUUGUGUGACAAACCCUGCCUGUGUGAUAUGCAUCAGGAUUGUUUCAGCUUCUCCUUCUCCCUUACAAGACACUGACAUCUCCACAUGGACUUAGAACGGGGUCCCCGGCUUUCGUUGCACUGAGAUCUGUCUGUGUUGUUUCCCAUCCAGUGCUCACAUAGGGGAGCUGUCAUUCCAAAGCGCACUCUGUCUCAAAUCUCUCCCAUCAUCAGUCAAAUUUUAUCAGAAAGGUCAAUUUAACCUUUGACCUGAUGGCCAAAGAGCACCAGAUGAAGACGUCAAUGUGUAUAGAAACUCCUCUAGCAUCCUUUCAGUGCAGCGUCAGGUACAAGUCACUCGCUGACUCUCACUUUGACCAAGAAGACAAUCAGAUACUCAGUGGUUAGAAAGGCUUCAGCUCCUGAUCGACCAGCACAAGCACUUGGGAGAGAAGCCAUUCCUGGGGUAGUAAUGGAUGUACUUCAAUUAGCCUCAGUAUCUGAGGGGAGGAUCAGCCGGGAAUCCUGUUACUUAUCACUGAGUCCAGCUGGGAAGUUAGGGGGAGGUCAGAAUGUGUUUCGGCUGUGACAGUCUCCAUUGUCUCACAACGUUCACUGUCUGGCUCUCCACAUGCUGAAUGGGCAGUUGGAACAGAGCAGUAGACGCCAAUUAAUGUCCGCAGUCUGUCCUCCAGGAGGAAUUGGAGGGAAUGUGGGAGGACAGCAACUUGCAUGUCUAAAGCAUCGUAAUAUAGUAAAACAUCUUAAAGUGUUUAACAUAGACAUCAUCAGACAAAAAUUAACACUGAAACAAAUAGAUAUUGGGAGUGGGUGACCAAAAAUAUGGCCAAAAGGGCAAAAACAGAACUUGCUGGAAAAACUCAGAAGGUCUGACAACAUCUGUGGAGAGAAAUUGAAGUAAAUGUUUUGGGUCGAGUGACCCUUCCUCAGAACACAUACGGCCAAAAACGUUGAAUUUAAGUGAAUUCAUGAUCACGGAGCCUGGAAUACGUGGUUGUCAACGGUCCAAGGAAAGGAGUGAAAUAGAGGGAUGUACUAAAGGACAGAAUUGCAAGAGCAUUGUGAUUGUGGUGCGUGAUGGGUCUAGAGAUGACAUCGAUAGAGACAGUGAGGCCAUGCACUGGAGCAUUGGAAUUUUAAAUUGGAGGUACUGGGGGACUGUAAAUCGGUGUGGGUCAGUGAGCACAGGACCAACAGAUGUGAUCGGAUGGAGAGUGCAGUGUUUUACUAGUGCUUAUGGAGAUGAGAAGAUGGGGAGCGGGCAGGAGAGCAUUGGAAUGGUCUAGUCUAGCCAAGAAGCAACAACUACAUGGAUGAGAAUUUCAACAGCAGAUAGUCUGAUGUGGGAUGGGAGUUGCUUGGAAAGAUGUUAGAGGGAGACACAUACAGCCACAGAGAUCUGCAACAUAGAAAAGGGCCCUUCAGCCCAUCACAACCGUGCUGGUCAAAAACAAUCUCCUAAUAUUCCAUAGAGAUAGUAGGAACUGCCAAUGCUGGAGAAUCUGAGGUAAUAAGGUGUAGAGCUGGUCAAGACCCGAAACGUCAGCUUUCCUGCUCCUCUGAUGCUGCUCGGCCUGCUGUGUUCAUCCAGCUCUACACCUUGUUAUCUCCUAAUAUUCUAUUUCCAUAUUCCAGCAGUUAGCCCAUUGCCUUGUUUAUCUUGUCAUCACAAGUGCAUGUCUAAAUACUUCUUAAAUGUUACGAGGGUUUCUGCCUCGACCACUUUUACAGGAAGUGAGUUCCAGAUUCCCACCAUCUUCUGGGUGAUAAACCUCCUGCCCCUUUCCUUAAACUUAUGCCUCCAAAUAUUGAUCCCUCCACCAAGGGGGGAAAUUUCUCCUUGUCUACGCAGUCUGUGCCCCUCAUAAUUUUAAGUAUUUCAAUCAUGUCCUCACUCAAUUUCCUGUGCUCUAAGGAAACAACCCUAAUCUGUCCAAUCUGUCUUCAGAACUAAAAUUCUCUAGUCCAGGGAACAUCCUGGUAAAUCUCCUCUCCAAUCAUCUAUCCCAGUGCAAUCACAUUCCUCCUACAACGUGGAUUCCAGAUCUCUCCAUGAUGCUCUAGCUGUGGCCCAAACAACAUUUCCCACAGUUCCAGCAUAACUUCACAGUUUUUAAAUUCUGUGUCUGAGCUAAUAAAGGCAAGUAACCAUACGCCUUAACCACUUUAUCUACCUGUCUCACUACCUUAAGGGACUGGUGUACAUACGCUUCGGUGCUUCCGAGGGUCCUGCCAUUCACCAUAUAUUCCCUUGCCUGCAUUUUGGUACAACAAACAAGGGCUUGGCUUAUAAAAUUAAUGGUAGGACCUUGAGUAGUGGUGUAAUACAGAGGGACCUGGAGGUGCAGGUACAUAAUUCUUUGAAGUUUGUGUUGCAUGUAUAGAGGGUGGUUAAAAAAGCAUUUGGCAUGUUUGCCUUCGUUGCACAGUCCUUUGAGUAAAGGAGUUGGAAAAUCAUAUUGAGGUUGUACAGGACUUUAGUGAGGCCUCUUCUGGAAUACUGUGUCCAGUUUUAACUGGCCUAUUAAAGGAAGGAUAUUAUUAAGCUGGAAAGGGUUCGGAAGAGCUUUAGCAGGAUGUUGCUAGGUAUAGAGGGUUGCGUUAUAAGGAAAUCUGGAUAGGCUGGGAAUUUUUUUACUUAAGCAUUUAUAAAAUAAUGAGAGGUAUAGAUAGGGUUCAUGGCAGUCGUCUUUUCACUAGAAUGAGGGAUUUCAAAAUAAGGAGACACAUUUUUCAGGUGAGAGGAGAAUAAGUUAAAGAAGACACGAGGGACAAAUUUUUUUACACAGAGGGUAGUUUGUAUGUGGAAUGAACUUCCAGAGGAAGUGAUGGAUAUAGGUACGAAUACAACGUUUAAAAGAUAUUUGGAUAACUACAUGAAUAGAAAAUAGGGAUAUGGGCCAGGAGCAGGCAGAUCAGAUUAGGUUAGUUUAGAAUUAUAGUUGGCAUGGACUGGUUAGACCAAAGUAUCUGUUUCUGUGCUGUAUAACUUUGAUUCCAUAAGUGUAUCAAUUCAUAUUUAUCCGGAUUGAAUUCCAUUUGCCGUUGAUCAGCCCAUUUGAACAGUCUGUCUAUAUCCUCCGGUAAUCUGAGGCUAUUCACCUCAUUAUUUGCUGCCCCAUCAAUUUUCAUAUCAUCUGUGAAUUUACUGAAAAUCUACUAUAUUUAAGUCCAAAUUAUUUACAUAAACCAUAAACAGCAAGUGUCCCAACACUGCAGAACCCAUUGGAUAUAGGCUUCCAGUCGCAAAAAAACCUCAGCCGUUACUCUCUGCUUCCUACCGUUCAGCCAGUUCUGGAUCCCAUGGGCUCUGUCCGUUACUAUCAGUCUCCUAUGGUGGACUUUAUCAAACACCUUGCUGAAGUUCAAGUAGACUACAUCCAAUGCAUUGCCCUUAUCUACGUACUUGCUCCCCUUUUCAAAAAAUGUGACCUCCCCUCAACAAAACUAUGCUGUUUGUUCUCGAUUAAUCCCUGCCUUUCCAAAUGCAGAUUAAUUCUUUUCCUCAGAUUUCAGUGAUCUUUGUGAUGGAGAGACUGUAGGUUAGGGAAAUUGGUGGUUGAAGAGGAUGAGACUGACCAAUUAUUGUUGGGGAUGACAGUGGAGAGAUUAAUUGAAAGGUAUUUAAGGAAUGUAGGACUGAAGUAAUCCUUUGAGCUUGUGACACCAUUCAGUUGGACCAUGGUUGAUCCAUAUUUUAACCCUGUCUACCUGCCUUGACUCUGUAACACUUAAUAUCCUUGUCCAACAAUAAACCUAUAUAUCUCAGUUCGGAAAUUUUCAUUUGACCUCCAUGUUCAACAGCCUUUUGUGGUGAGAGAGUGCCAGAUUUCCAGUUGCCUUUUUGUGAAGAAGUGUUUGCUGAACAGCCUCGCUCUAAUUUUAAUGCCCUGCCCCUUGUUCUGGUUCUCCUACCACAAUGAUCAUUUCUGUCAAACUGAUCACUUAAAUAGUACCCUGUUAAACCUAAAUAUUGUUAAGAAGAGAUGCAUUGUUGAAGGCUUUGAUGUUGGUCUCAUCAAGACUGGGUGACAAGAACCCAAACUCUCAAAGAGAACACCAAUUUAUAUGGCAUAAAAAGGGGGGCUUGAGGCCAAGCCUCUGAUGUCUGAAUUUAUUUUCAUAGAACUUGGGUACAGUGAAACUUGUGCAGUUGUAAUGACCAAAUAGAUGCCAUGAGAUCCUCUGGAGGACCUGUUCUUGCUGAUACCUUAAAUAAAAACCGAAAGAACUGCGGAUGCUGUAAAUCAGAAACAAAAACAGAAGU
This is a messenger RNA of Stegostoma tigrinum, 6526 nucleotides long. Its product is annotated as gastrula zinc finger protein XlCGF71.1-like. The transcript is spliced from 2 exons. The record is from RefSeq and is a predicted model, not a curated record. Gene Ontology annotation, molecular function: DNA-binding transcription factor activity; RNA polymerase II cis-regulatory region sequence-specific DNA binding. Gene Ontology annotation, biological process: regulation of transcription by RNA polymerase II. The coding region runs from base 577 to 1278 and encodes 233 amino acids. NCBI's taxonomy places the organism in Eukaryota, Metazoa, Chordata, Chondrichthyes, Orectolobiformes, Stegostomatidae.